AUGGAGGGUCCUCCAGAUACAAGCAAAGUGGCAGAAGACGACCAGUACGAUGCUUUUUACAUACUGGAUCAACCAAAUCCCAAAGUUCUCUCGGAUCCUGCUACAGAAAGACUCCAUGCUUUGGAGAAGAAAGUGAAGGCUAUAGAGGGUAACAAUAUCUUCGGCUCAGCGGCCAUGAACAUGCGAUUGGUUCCAAACUUGGUCAUCCCGGCUAAAUUCAAAACCCCUGAUUUUAAAAAAUACAAAGGACAAACUUGCCCAAGAAGCCAUUUCGUAAUGUAUUUUAGGAAAAUGGUUGCACAUACUGAAAAUGAUAAGCUACUUAUACACUAUUUUCAGGACAGUUUAAGUGGGGCAUCUCUAAGGUCGUACAUGACUUUGGAACAAGGACGAAUUCGGAGUUGGGAAGACUUGGUUGAAACUUUCCUCCGCCAAUACAAAUACAAUCUUGAUAUGGCACAUGACCUUAUGCAGUUACAAGGCAUGGUAAUGAACGAGAAAGAGUCAUUUAAAGAAUACGCUCAAAGAUGGAGGGAGUUGGUCGCUCAGGUGGAGCCUCUAUUGUCCGAGAAGGAAAUGACCGAAAUAUUUGUAGACACAUUAAAAGAUCUUUUGUUUGACAGAUUAAUGAGCAGCACAGUGUCAUAUUUUGCUCACUUAGUAACCAUUGGUGAUCUAAUUGAGAAGGCUUUAAAGGAUGGUAAAAUUCAAGGCACAUUUGGAGCAUCCAACGCACCGAAGAAGUACUCUGGAGGUUUCCAAAAGAAAAAGGAGGGUGAUACAAAUGUCAUCUCAAUGGGGUAUAAUGGUAAAAAAACAAACCCCUUAUGA
Molecule: messenger RNA, 831 nt
Organism: Lathyrus oleraceus (garden pea)
Lineage: Eukaryota; Viridiplantae; Streptophyta; Magnoliopsida; Fabales; Fabaceae
Exons: 1
Coding region: 1-831 (276 amino acids)
Source: RefSeq, a predicted model, not a curated record